Messenger RNA from Paramecium pentaurelia, 878 nucleotides. NCBI's taxonomy places the organism in Eukaryota, Ciliophora, Oligohymenophorea, Peniculida, Parameciidae. The record is from the annotation of a GenBank genome assembly.
AUGAUAUUUAUUUCAUGCCGAGUAACAUUAUCUUUGUAAGUAUUUAUUUUAUUAUUAUUUUAAGAAUUUUUUAGAUUUUGAGUACACUAAGCUUUUUUUUUUUGAUUUUCAAAGGACCUGGUAUUCUUUGUUCAACUUAAAUCAACAGUGAGUAAAAAGUUUAAGUUUUUACACCUUAAGGAGAUAAAUAGUUUCAUUUUACUGAUAAAACAAAUAAGUCAGCCGCUAAAAUAUUACAAUCUUCUCUUGUUAUUUAUAAGCGGAAGCAUCUCAAUUCUAUAAAAGAAGAUGAAUCAAUAAAAGAAGAAAAAUAAAUAGAAAUUCCUUCACUCAUUUAGUAGGAUAAUUCUUAAAUACAAGAGAAAUAGUAGAAAUCACAACCAUAAUCUGUAGUUUAUUUAGAAUAACUAUAUUGUAUUGCAUGUUUUAUUGAUCAAAUCUUAAGAUCUCGUCACUGUAAAAUAUGUGGUGCUUGUAUUUUAGCCUAUGAUCAUCAUAAUUUUAUCCUUGGUAAAUGUAUUGGUGAGAAAAACAAAUUCAUAUAUAUAAUCACACUAAUAUUCCAUAGCAUUCAAGUAAUUUUAGCUACGCUUUACUUAGAAACCAUACCUUUUUAAAUUGCCAACAUUAUUUAUGGAGUGAAAACUUUGUCUAUUCUUGUUUUUUGCUACCUUACUUUUUUACUUCUUUAUUAAAUCUAUUUGAUAGUGACAAAUUAAACCUAAGCUGAAAAUAGAUUUAGAUAUAAGUUAAGUUACAUGAAAUAUGUCAAAGAUGAAAUUAGAAUGCCUUUUAAUUAAGGGUUUAAGUGUAAUAUAAAAUAGUUUUUCAUUUCAUCAUUUUAAAAGUAACCUUACAAAUGGGCAUUUGUAUAAUGA